AUAGUAAACAACAAAGAAGAGUUGAUGUUCCUGACAGAUGAAAAUGAAAACACACCCUUUCAUUUUGCAACAUUCAUUGGUUACGUGGAAGGUGUUCGUCAACUUUUGAACAAAUCCACCCUUGUCGCCUUUCAACGAAACCAACGAAGUAAUCUUCCAAUUCAUUUUGCUUGCGCUAUGGGCCAUGUUCGGGUGGUUGAAGAAUUGCUACGCGUACAAGGGCCUUGUACCAGUUUCUGGCUCAAUAAGAAAGGUCAAAACAUUCUUCAUGUUUCUGCAAUGUGCGGUCAAAACAAGAUGGUAAAAUACCUAUUGAAACACCCAAAGAUCCAUUCCAAAACUAUCAAUGAGAAAGAUCUAAAUGGAGACACCCCACUGCAUCUGGCUUCAAAAUAUUUGCAUGUUUGGACUCUAUUCCAUCUAUCACAAGACAAGAGAAUAAAUGUGAACCUUGUAAAUGACCAAGGUUUGACAGCUAGAGAUAUUGUCCGAAGGCAGAGUAAAUUUCCAAGGACUCGUAUAGAGUUUGUAGCAUCCAAGAUUUUAAAAUUUGCUGGUGGCUCGCUUAAACAAAUUAAGCGGGGACCAAAACCUGUGGCCAAUAAAGAAUGGAAUGUGAACGAUGGGGCCAACACACUCAUAAUUGUGGCCGUACUGGUAGCUACGGUGACGUUUGCAGCUGGUUUCACAGUACCAGGUGGAGUACACAGUUCGGAUGACUCAGUCCCUAAAGAAAGAGGCAUGGCGGUGUUGACAGAUCAAACCCUGUUCAAAAUAUUUAUGACUUUCAACACCAUUGCUAUGUAUUGCUCCACUUUCGGUUCUAUUAUUCUUCUUUGGAGGCAUCUGGGUGAUCGUCGACUUUCAAUACGAGCGUAUCGUAUCUCUAAAAUUUUUGUCCAACUGGCUCUUGGAACCAUGCCAGUGGCAUUUAUGGCCGCCAUACGUUUGACUGUCAGUAAUAAUAGCUUGCUUGCAGAUCUUACAAGUAUCAUUGCGUUCAUCUUCAUUUCCCUUAUACUACUACUUCGCAUUUUAGCAUGUUUUCCUUUUGGAAUGCACCUUCCAGUUUUCUAUCAAGUUAGAAAACUUCUUCUUUGGAUUAUUAUUACUUUAUUAUGUGGGACUAAGGAUGGUAGAGUUUAUGAUGUUGAUGAAAUCCAACAAGACGAUGAAGCCGGUAGGGCCAACACAGUCAACGCCACGCAAGGGAAGAACCGUGUCACAUAGCGUCCCUUGUGCCGAUGAUCACCCUGGUAUUAUUGUAGAACCCAGUCGAUGGCUUUCUCAGUAAUUAGGUAAUUAAAGUUUUGGUCAACUCUUCAGUUCAUUUUGUUUUGGAUACAUUCUUCAAUAUAAGAAGGCAUUGCAAAUUAAAAAUGUUCUUUGGUCAGAACAUCAGCACAGCAAGUUUGAAGAGAGAGUUGAGCUCACAAUCAAGUAUCUAGUCCAAUUAUUGUGAAUAAUAGUAAACUUUUUUAUUAA
Molecule: messenger RNA, 1485 nt
Organism: Prosopis cineraria
Lineage: Eukaryota; Viridiplantae; Streptophyta; Magnoliopsida; Fabales; Fabaceae
Product: protein ACCELERATED CELL DEATH 6-like
Exons: 2
Coding region: 25-1230 (401 amino acids)
Cellular component (GO): plasma membrane
Molecular function (GO): protein phosphatase regulator activity; protein phosphatase 1 binding
Source: RefSeq, a predicted model, not a curated record